This is a messenger RNA of Suricata suricatta (meerkat), 2036 nucleotides long. It is a transcript of the gene CPN2, whose product is annotated as carboxypeptidase N subunit 2. NCBI's taxonomy places the organism in Eukaryota, Metazoa, Chordata, Mammalia, Carnivora, Herpestidae. Gene Ontology annotation, cellular component: plasma membrane. Gene Ontology annotation, molecular function: protein binding. The coding region runs from base 71 to 1714 and encodes 547 amino acids. The transcript is spliced from 2 exons. The record is from RefSeq and is a predicted model, not a curated record.
ACACCAGAGCCUUCUGUUCUCCCAGAAGAACCAGGGCGGCCGGUGCGCGCCUGCUCAGCCGCUCACGGAGAUGCUGCCCGGAGCCUGGCUGCCCGGGGUCUGCCUGCUGCUCCUGGCCAGGCCUGCCCGGCCCUGCCCCGAGGGAUGUGACUGCUUCGUCGGGGAGGUGUUCUGCUCCGACGAGGGGCUGGUGGCCGUCCCGCUGGACACCCCGCUGAACGCCUCAGACAUCGUCUUCGUAGAGACCUCGUUCACCACGCUGGGACCCAGGGCCUUCAGCGGCAGCCCCAACCUGACCAAGGUGGUCUUCCUCAACACCCGGCUCUGCUGCUUCGGGCCGGAUGCCUUCGGGGGGCUGCCCAGGCUCCAGGACCUGGAGAUCACUGGCAGUGCCCUCUCCAACCUCAGCAGCGACACCUUCUCCAACCUGACCUCGCUGGGCAAGUUCACCCUCAACUUCGACAUGCUGGAGGCUCUGCCCGAGGGCCUCUUCCACCAGAUGGGCGCCCUGGAGUCUCUCCAGCUGCAAGGCAACCAGCUCCAGAACCUGCCUGCCAGGCUCUUCUGGCCCCUGAAAUGUCUGAAGACCCUCAACCUGGCUCAGAACCAGUUGGCCCAGCUGCCCGAGGAGCUGUUCGAGCCCCUCUGCAGCCUGCAGAGCCUGAGGCUGAGCAGCAACAAGCUGUCCAUCCUGCCCCAGGCCGUGUUUGGCACACUGGGCAGCCUGCGGGAGCUCUUCCUGGACAGCAACUCCAUCUCGGAGCUGCCGCCCGGGCUGUUCGCGAAGCUUGGCCACCUGGAGAAGCUGUGGCUGCAGCGCAACGCCAUCGGGCACCUGCCCCUCGCCAUCUUCUCCUCCCUGGGCAACCUGACCUUCCUGAACCUGCAGGGGAACAUGCUGCAGACGCUGCCCGCCGGCCUCUUCGCCGGCACCCCUGCCCUGGUCGGCCUGUCCUUGUCCUACAACCAGCUGGAGGCUGUCAGCGAGGGGGCCUUUGCCCGCCUGUCGAGCCUCGGGUCCCUCACCCUCUCGCACAACGCUAUCACUCAUCUCCCCGCUGGCGUCUUCCAAGACCUGGAGGAACUGGUCAAGCUUUACCUGGGCAGCAACAACCUGACGGCCUUGCACCCCGCCCUCUUCCAGAACCUGUCCAAGCUCGAGCUGCUCAGCCUGUCCAGGAACCUGCUGACCACACUCCCCGAGGGCAUCUUUGACAGCAACUACAACCUGUUCAACCUGGCCCUGCACGGCAACCCCUGGCAGUGCGACUGCCACCUGGCUUACCUCUUCAACUGGCUGUACCAGUACAGCGACCGGUUCUUCAACGUCCAGACCUACUGUGCAGGCCCUGCCUACCUGAAGGGCCAGGUGUUGCCCGCCCUGAAGGAGGAGCAGCUGGUGUGUCCGGUCACCCGGGACCGCUUGGGCUUCCAGGCCCCAGGGCCAGAGGACAGGGAGCCCGGGGAUGCCUGGGAUCUGGUAGCGGAGGAGAGAGCAGCCUGGACCCGGUGCACCUACAGCAACUCGGAGGGCACCGUGGUGCUGGCCUGUGAUGAGGCUCGGUGUCGCUGGCUGAAUGUCCACCUGUCCUCGAGGCAGGAGUCGGCCUCCCCGGGACUGAGGUACAAUGCCAGUCAGGAGUGGGAUUUGAAGUCGAGCUGUGGCUCCGUGAGGGUCACCGUGUCUAUCGGAGCGCGCCCCGGGGGAAGCUAGACACAGGAUCACAGAGCCAGGAGCCUGCAGGGAUGCCCCCCAACCCCCCCCCCCCCCGGGCCCGACCAGCCAGGAAGUGGAGGUACAGGGGGAGCUGAUGCUUUGCUUUUUCAGAUGUAAGGGACCAAGCUACAUCUCCAAGGUAGAGGAGGCCACCAGGCCAGCUCCACAAGCCAGGGUCCCCUCCUCCUCUUCCGUGAUUAUCACCCCGGCCCAGAGGCUGGGAUUGACCGUGGCCUUCCUUAAGCUUUGCAAAGCAGCCAUUGAAGCCGCACCACAGUCUGGAAAAUAAAAGGACAUUCUCCCUGGUGUUUCUUGAUCA